AUGGAUUCUUGGCUCUACAGGUGGACGCAAAGCAGGUGAGUUGUGAGCGCAUUUGCUGCUCUUUGAUGCAGAAUCUCAUUCCCCCCUCUUGCCCCUCGUGCUUUCCAGUUCUUAGCUAGAUGCCUGCCUGCUGCACUAACGAUUCAACCUUGGCGGACACGACGGCCUUCCAAGGUUCCCUUUAACGGCUCAACAGACACAACACUAUGUCUGCAGCCCGUCCGCAAUCCUCGACCAGCCGUCUGGCAUUUUGCAACCUCAACCGGAUUGCUGGAUGAGCACUUCCUGGACAUCCCUGGCCUUCCUGCCAACUUGCCUACCACCGUGGAGCACAUGCACCAAACCCAGCUCAAGAGAUCCAGUUGUCUCAAUGCUGCUGCUCAAGUGCAGCUCAACGGUUUGGACUAUCAGACAGACCUGGAGACCAAUCACCUUGUCCAAGAGAUAGAGCCUGCAUCACACGUACAGCGCACAGAACAGGCAGAGCCAAUGGGUGGCCCUGUGUCACUAUACAAAGAGGGUUGA
Molecule: messenger RNA, 525 nt
Organism: Ceraceosorus bombacis
Lineage: Eukaryota; Fungi; Basidiomycota; Exobasidiomycetes; Ceraceosorales; Ceraceosoraceae
Source: the annotation of a GenBank genome assembly